This is a messenger RNA of Cladophialophora psammophila CBS 110553, 486 nucleotides long. RefSeq lists its product as uncharacterized. The transcript is spliced from 2 exons. Lineage: Eukaryota; Fungi; Ascomycota; Eurotiomycetes; Chaetothyriales; Herpotrichiellaceae. Bases 1 to 486 code for a protein of 161 amino acids. The record is from RefSeq and is a predicted model, not a curated record.
AUGGCAUCCGAAGAUAUUCAGUGCCUAUCUGUCGCCGAUAAGAGGAGCACCCAGCACAAAGGCACCGAAAAUCUUGCCAUCCACAACACUUUCAUCCGUUGUUCGUUAGCCCUUCUCACAUUGAAAACCACGGCCAGAUUUAACAUGGAUGGGCGUAAUCGCGCCUACUUUUUGGUGGAAAGGAGCCAUGGUGAUGAGAUACCAACGGUAUGGAAGAAGCUAUCCGAAGAGUCUCGUGACAAAGUCUGUGAACAGUUAAAGCAGGUGGUGCAAGAGAUGCGCUCGCUGAAACCGCCGCCCCAGACAGGAGUCCAGAGCUGUAGCGGCGGAUCAUUACGUGACUCUCGAAAUCCACGCUCCUAUCCACGUUUCGGCCCAUUCAAGACGAUCAAGGAUUUCCAUGUUUGGCUUAGAGACGGUGUACAGCUAUCCGAGGCCGAAGACCGAGAAACGACCCAGACCGGCAGGAUAUUCGAGAUACGAUGA